Punctularia strigosozonata HHB-11173 SS5 is the source of this 1519-nucleotide messenger RNA. RefSeq lists its product as uncharacterized. Bases 1 to 1314 code for a protein of 437 amino acids. The record is from RefSeq and is a predicted model, not a curated record. Lineage: Eukaryota; Fungi; Basidiomycota; Agaricomycetes; Corticiales; Punctulariaceae. The transcript is spliced from 5 exons.
AUGCUCCUAGCACGUUCUCGAAACGCCGCUAACCCCAUUGCUCGAAGCUUGCCUCCGCCGACUGCCAAACGCAUGAAGCACGAACAGGGUCAGGCUCCGUCUGGGGCUGAUUCGUCGCCCAAGAAGAAGGGACACCGGGCCAUGCCAUCGAUUUCGACCACCGACGGUUCACCCAAGUCGGUGAACGGGCGCUCGGGCUCUACUGCGACGGGAACGUUCAAGGUUCCAUCAGCCAAGCAAGUGCGAUCGAAAGAUGAGGAUGUUGACGACAGUGUCUCUAUCGCGGAGUCGUCCUCCGGCCCGACUAGAACGCGUAAGUCAGAGCAAGAGCGAUACCAGUUUUUCGCCGACGAGCCGUUGUGCGACGACUUCGAACCGAACCGUGCCCACUGCACGAGCUGCAAAGAGUGGAUACCCCUCAGCGAGAAAGUUUCUUACGUGAUUGGACCAUGGAUGAAACACACGAAACAGUGCGCCAAGGGCGCUAGUAUCACCACCAAAUCGCAGAGGGCCAAAUCUGUGAUCGAGAGCGACGUCGAUGACAGCGCUUCUGUGGCUACCGCGCAUACUCGAAGGACGGAAGCAGAACGCAAGGCUUACCUGGAGGCUGAUCCGGAUGCGCAGGACAUUGGUCCGAAUGAAGUCACCUGCAGGCGAUGCAGCAAGACCAUCAAGCUGGGUGGCCGUACCAACUAUCAACUGAGGGCCUGGGAUAAGCAUCAGGCGAAGUGCUCUGGCGCGGUUCCAAGCAGUCGCGUUGCAACUGCUGAGCGCAAGCUUAAGCUGGUCAAUGACUCUCAGGCAAAGCAUUUCACAACCUGUUCUGUGGACUGCAAUGUCUGUGGAGAUCGGGUCACCCUGGAAGGCGAAGGCGACUAUAAACUGACGAAGUGGGAAGAGCAUAAGGGCUCUUGCAAGCCAACUGGGACGUCAGUUCAAGAUCUUUCCUCGGCCGAGGCAGCUACCGCCCCAUCUCCUGGAAAGACACAGGAGAGCGAGACUACCACUGGUAUCCGCCCUCCACCUUCAACAUCGUCCGCGCACUCACAGCCCUCGGUCGCGUCCUCAAAUGCGACUUUAGUUGUGGCGGAAUCCUCUACUUCAUCGCCGACACGCUCAUCCUUGAAGCGCCGUCGCGAGGACGACAACGCCGAAGAAACCCGAGAUGCGCCGGCCCAGCGCCCACGCUCGGACACGUACGUUGCGCCGGAGGGCAACGUGCCGGGCCUAUGGGACUGGAUCAAGCUGCCGUGGCAGUCGUUCGUCCGCGGACUCGCUUUGGGCAGCCGGUCAUCGACCCUGGGCGCGGAUUGAACGCGCCGUGACCUACCAGCUACGUGGACUGAAGAAACCAUUCUCGCUCUUUAUUGGUUAUGGAAUGAAAUUGGAUUGAAGAAGCGCAUCGCGUGUCCUGCCACACUCUUUCUUGGACGUUUACUUGCUUUCUGUGUUUUCUGCGGGAUUCGUUCUCUAUAGGACGCGCUGUCCGUAAUAGUGCAUAAUGGAAUGUCUGUGCCCC